Messenger RNA from Talaromyces rugulosus, 1590 nucleotides. RefSeq lists its product as uncharacterized. The transcript is spliced from 2 exons. The coding region runs from base 1 to 1590 and encodes 529 amino acids. The record is from RefSeq and is a predicted model, not a curated record. Lineage: Eukaryota; Fungi; Ascomycota; Eurotiomycetes; Eurotiales; Trichocomaceae.
AUGUUGUCGACAUUACUGUUAUACCUGUCAGCUUGCCUGUGGCUGGGCUUUAGCUCAGUGACGGCCGCAGAAGAUGCCUUUGUGACAAAAUGCCUUGGGUUCGGAGAUCGUAUUAAUCUUCCCCAUGUUACUGUCAAUUUUGCAUCCUAUAUUCCUGGGGGCACUAAUCUGUCUCUGGCGGAUAGUCCCCCCUCCUGUGGUGAGAGCAGUCAGCAGGUAUUGACAGAUACAUGCCGUGUGGCAAUGGCAGUCACUACAUCGAACAGGAGUCAGAUUACAUUGGAAGCAUGGUUUCCGAGGAACUACACCGGGCGCUUUCUGAGUACAGGAAAUGGAGGAAUCUCUGGAUGUAUUCAAUAUUAUGACUUGGCCUAUACUGCAUCUUUGGGUUUCGCCACCGUUGGCGCCAAUAAUGGCCACAACGGUACUUCUGGUGAAGCAUUUUAUAAAAACCCCGAUGUUGUCGAGGACUUUGCCUGGAGAUCUUUGUAUACCGGGGUCGACGUAGGCAAGAAGUUGACCGACCAAUUCUAUGAUGAGGGAUUUAACAGGUCCUAUUAUCUGGGAUGCUCGACUGGUGGACGUCAGGGUUGGAAGAUGGUUCAGAGCUUUCCUGAUCUCUUCGAUGGCGUACUAGUCGGCUCACCAGCGUUCAAUUUCGUCAACCUGAUUUCAUGGAGCGGCCACUUUUAUCCGUUGACUGGGACAUCGAAUGCCUCGACAUUCGUAACCCCGGCACAAUGGGCAGCUGUGGGCGAGCUGGUCCUUGAUCAAUGCGAUGGUCUUGACGGUGCCAAGGACGGCAUUAUAGAGGACCCGGAUUUCUGCUUCCCCAAGAUUGACAGCCUUGGAUGUGCUUCUAAUAAUACUACCACCUCAACAUGCCUGUCUGAUGCCCAGCUUCAUACCGUCAAAUCAACAUAUCAACCUCUCCGUGGAGUCCACGGUGAAGCUCUCUACCCACGCAUGCAACCAGGCGUCGAGGCCGAAGAAGCCUAUAUUAUGUACGGUGGUCAGCCAUUCUCUUACAGCACUGAUUGGUACCGUUACGUGGUCUAUAGCAACCCGGAAUGGGAUCCUCUUAGCCUCACCUCCAAAGAUGCCGAGGCUGCUUUAGCCCAAAACCCGUUCGAUAUCGAAACAUGGAAUGGAGAUCUAGAGCCAUUCCGCAAAGCCGGUGGCAAAGUAUUGACGUACCACGGAAUGGCCGAUCAAAUAAUCAGUUCUGAUAUUUCAAAAACAUACUACGAUCGGGUAUCGGAGACUAUGAACCUGAAAUCCUCUCAGUUGGAUGAGUUUUAUAGAUAUUUCCGGAUCAGCGGGAUGGGCCACUGUGGAGGGGGUGAUGGAGCAACUGCAAUAGGCAAUCAGUUGACUUAUUUAACAAGCCUCGAUCCCCAGGACAAUGUGUUGAUGGCACUAGUUCAAUGGGUGGAAAAGAGCAUUGCCCCCGAAUUUGUCAGAGGCAGCUCGGUGGCGGCUAAUGGGUCUGUGGAGUGGUCUCGCAAGCACUGCAAGUAUCCUGAACACAACAUCUAUGUUGGACCGGGAAAUUACACGGAUGAAAAUGCGUGGAAGUGUGUCGACUGA